Messenger RNA from Baudoinia panamericana UAMH 10762, 865 nucleotides. RefSeq lists its product as uncharacterized. The coding region runs from base 94 to 783 and encodes 229 amino acids. The transcript is spliced from 2 exons. Gene Ontology annotation, molecular function: protein tag activity; ubiquitin protein ligase binding. Gene Ontology annotation, cellular component: cytoplasm; nucleus. The record is from RefSeq and is a predicted model, not a curated record. Gene Ontology annotation, biological process: modification-dependent protein catabolic process; protein ubiquitination. NCBI's taxonomy places the organism in Eukaryota, Fungi, Ascomycota, Dothideomycetes, Mycosphaerellales, Teratosphaeriaceae.
UAACACACACAACACAUCUUGUGGCCAUCACACAUUCCAGAACCGAAACCAGAUCACUUUUCGCCCGCAGUUAACCACAAAAGCACCGCAAACAUGCAGAUCUUCGUCAAGACUUUGACCGGCAAGACCAUCACUCUCGAGGUUGAGAGCUCCGAUACCAUCGACAAUGUGAAGAGCAAGAUCCAGGACAAGGAGGGCAUUCCUCCGGACCAGCAGCGCCUCAUCUUUGCUGGCAAGCAACUUGAGGAUGGGCGGACCCUUUCCGACUACAACAUUCAGAAGGAGUCCACCCUCCAUCUUGUGCUCCGUCUCCGUGGUGGUAUGCAAAUUUUCGUGAAGACUCUCACCGGCAAAACCAUCACCCUUGAGGUAGAGUCUUCCGACACCAUUGACAAUGUCAAGUCCAAGAUUCAGGAUAAGGAGGGUAUCCCACCAGACCAGCAGCGAUUGAUCUUUGCCGGCAAGCAGCUUGAGGACGGUCGUACUCUCUCAGACUACAACAUCCAGAAGGAGUCGACGCUGCACCUUGUGCUCCGUCUGCGCGGUGGCAUGCAAAUCUUCGUCAAGACGCUUACGGGCAAGACUAUCACGCUAGAAGUUGAGUCGAGUGACACAAUCGACAACGUCAAAUCGAAAAUCCAAGAUAAGGAGGGCAUCCCGCCAGACCAGCAGCGAUUGAUCUUCGCCGGAAAGCAGCUAGAGGAUGGCCGGACACUGAGCGACUACAACAUUCAGAAGGAAAGCACCCUGCACUUGGUACUGCGCCUGCGUGGUGGCCAGUAGACGAUUUGGGGUGUAUUGCGUUUGUUACGACUUUAUGAGCGAGGCAUGACCGCGGUUAGCCGGUAGCCAAGAUACUAGUUAU